Cygnus olor (mute swan) is the source of this 8506-nucleotide messenger RNA. It is a transcript of the gene PI16, whose product is annotated as peptidase inhibitor 16. The transcript is spliced from 6 exons. The coding region runs from base 100 to 2655 and encodes 851 amino acids. Gene Ontology annotation, cellular component: extracellular region. The record is from RefSeq and is a predicted model, not a curated record. Lineage: Eukaryota; Metazoa; Chordata; Aves; Anseriformes; Anatidae.
CCUCCCCAGUCUUCAAGCUGUUGGGUGUUCCUUGCUUUUGGGAGGUGCUUUAAAUCUGACUGCCAGAGCCGUGGGCUGCUAAGAGCAGAAGCUGGCUGCAUGAUGCUGAGCACAGGUUUUCCUCCUGUUUUCCUGUUGCUCACUGCGCUGGAGCUAAGCUGGUCCCUGACUGAUGAAGAAAAGAGGAUAAUCUUGGAUGGGCAUAAUAAAUACCGCUCCCAGGUCUCUCCUCCUGCUACGGAUAUGCUGAAGAUGAGUUGGGACACAGAGCUGGAGGCCUUUGCCCAAGCCUAUGCGGAGAAAUGCAUCUGGGACCACAACAAGGAGAGGGGCCGACGGGGAGAAAACCUCUUUGCUAUGGCUCCGACACUGGAUCUGGAAUUUGCCGUGGAGGACUGGAACGGGGAAGAGAAAUACUAUAACCUGACGACUUCCAUGUGUGUCCCUGGGCAGAUGUGUGGUCACUACACCCAGGUGGUGUGGGCAAGCACACAUCGUAUUGGCUGUGGGGCAAAGUUUUGUGAGAAGAUUGAUGGAAUCGAAACAGAGGACAUGUACCUGCUUGUUUGCAACUAUUAUCCUCCGGGUAAUGUGAAAGGCCGAAAGCCAUACAAAGAAGGACCCUCUUGCUCACAGUGUCCUGAAGGCAGAGUGUGUGUCAAGUCCUUGUGUGAAUCCACUGUAGAAGAGACCACUCCAAUCUCUCUGACAACAAAGAAAAGCCCAUCCACCACAACCACACUAGAACCUACUACAACAUCACCCACCAUGGCCACAGCGAAGCCAGAACUCACAACCAUACCCCCAACCCAGACACAAGUACCCACCACAUCCAUGGCAAAGCCAAAACCUACUGUGCCAGAACCCACCGUAGCUACAGGCAAGCCAAAGCCCAUCACACUAACAACUGCCAUGCCAAAACCUAACACAACCACUAUGGCCAAGCCAGCACCCACCACGCCAAAACCCACAACCUCUACAGCCAAGCCAGCACCCACCACGCCAAAACCCAUCACAACCACCACUACGGCUAAGCCAUCACCCAUCAUGCCACAACCCACCACAACCACCACUACAGCCAAGUCAGCACCCACCACACCAAAACCCACCACAAACACCACUACAGCUAAGCCAGCACCCCCCACCAUGCCACAACCCACCACAACCACUACUAUGGCUAAGCCAGCACCCACCGCAACUACCGCUCUGGCCAAGGCAGCACCCACAACAUCUAAACCCACAAUGACUGCAGCCAAGACAGUACCCACCACACCAAGGCCCACCACCACUAUGGCUAAGCCAGCACCCACUACGCCAAAACCCACCACAAACACCACUACAGCUAAGCCAGCACCCACUACCACGCCACAACCCACCACAACCACCACUACGGCCAAGCCAGCACCAACCAUGCUACAACCCACCACAACUGUCACUAUGGCCAAGGCAGCACCCACCACAUCAAAACCCACAAUGACUACAGCCAAGACAGUACCCACCAUGCCAAGACCCACCACCGCUAUGGCUAAGCCAGCACCCACGACGCCAAAACCCCCCACAAACACUACUAUGGUUAAGCCAGCACCCAACACCAUGCCACAACCCAUCACAACCACCACUGCAGCUAAGCCAGCACCAACCAUGCCACAACCCACCACAACUACCACAAUGACCAAGACAGCACCCACCACAUCAAAACCAACAACCACUACAGCCAAGUCAGCACCCACCAUGCCAAAACCCACCACAAACACCACUACGGCUAAGCCAGCACCUGCCACCACACCACAACCCAUCACAACCACCACUGUGGCUAAGCCAUCACCAACCACACCACAACCCACCACAACUAUCACUAUGGCUAAGUCAGCACCUACCAUGCCAAAACCCACCACCACUAUGGCCAAGCCAGCACCCACCACAACUAUGGCCAAGACAAAACCUUCUACAGCCAAGCCAGCAACCACCUCACCAACAUUUACCACCAUUUUAACCAAGCCAACACACACUUAUACGACUUCAACAAAGCCAAAUCUCACCACCUCAACAGCAAAGAUGAUAACAAAACCUACCACAACCACAAAGCCAGAACACACUGAAACAGAAAGACCCAAUCCAACUGAGGCAACUGGGCUCACGCUUUCCUUUGAGCCCACAUUAGACGUGGAUUAUAAAAUAUUUUCAGAUGUAGAGUUAGACACUGGAGAGCCCAUUGGCUUAACUACAGAGGAUCCUACCUUAUUAGAAAGUAUUGGCACAGCCUUCAGCCCCAAAUCAAUCCCAGAAACAAAUAGAGGUGUGAAAGAGGAUGGGGGAGAGAAAUCAUUCUUCUUUUCCAGUCCACCUCCAUCCUUCAGCAAAGUUAUUCCAGAGAUCAAGUUAGGUUUCAAUAAAACUGAGCGCAUAACCUCCUCAAAGUCAGUGGUCUUCAGUCCUGAAGAACCCACCUUCUUGCGUUUAACAUCGUCUUCCAAAGAAAAGGGUCAGAGCCCUGCUUUCCAGUCCUCCCUCUCAGCAGAUACUCUGGCCAUUGAAGAACGGGAGACAAACUCAGACCAGAAAAGCAUGGAUCAACCCACAGCUGGAGCCCCCCGUACCUGCUGGGGCCUUUCACUCUUCCUACCCAGUGUCAUCUUGAUGGGCCUUCUGCUUUGAACAGUCUUUCUCAGCUGUCCCUGCACCAGUCACCAAGCCUUUCUUCAGCAUUGGUUGUCCCACAACCCUGGUAGACUUGGGAGACACUGUGGACAGUUCAGGUUGACACACUCUCUUCUUACACUGACUGGCUCUGAUGUACCAAGGGCAACUGUCCAUCCCAUGUCCCUCAGUCCCCUUCUGAGGAGGCCCAAGGGCAGGAGGGUGUCUGCCAUAACGCCGGUGAACUUGGACACCAAUGCUUCUCCUUUCUUCCCAGAAAGCCUGGGCUUCUGGUCUCUUUCCAAACAGGAAAUGAUAAGGUGUCUCAUAACCCUGUGCAGCUGGCAGGUCCUGCCGCACUGUGUCUCUAGGGAAAGCAGAAUGCCUUGGAAAUCAGAAUGGCAAUGAGACAUGGUUGUUGGCUUUGGUAUUUGUCUGUAGACAACACAUGGUUGAUGGGUUUGGUGUCUGCCUACCAGAAGGAGUUUCUAACAAAAAACCUCUUUUCUCCUCUCGAUGUGCCUAUUUGUCUCAAUUUUGGACUUAUCACCUCUUCCUUCCUUUUCCAAAAGAGUGGCAUUUUUUUUUCUACAGAAGAGGAUUUAUAUUUCCUUCCUGCUUCUGGUAUAGCUAUGGCCAGUACCUAUAUGUACUCCUUUCUCCUUCUCACAUCUGCAACCUUUGCUUUCUUCCUCACUUCAUGUACCCAUUCCACAGUUACUUCAUUGGCAUGGCUUUAUUUUACGCAUGUGCCUGCACAGAAGACAAACCUUCAGCUCUAGAGAGGAGUUAUUGGCUUCUUCAUACAGCUUUCUUCUGCAUGGCUUCCUUCUUUGCAUAACUUAAGUGUACGAUGUAUUUGAAAUUAGAUACAGAUCCCAGCUAACAUAUAUUUUGUGGUUGGUGGAACUUGGUCCAGAAGAAAAAAAAAUAAUCAGGUGUGCUGGUACAAUUUCAGCUUGAGAGAGCCAAUUGAAUGAUGUUAGAGGUCCGAUGGUUCCAGGCCUUGUUGCAGGAUGGUAUUCAUUCUCCGGAGCACUGUGUGUUUUAGCCCUCCAUGUUUCUGCUCUGUUCACCUGAAGAUUCCCAGUAAGGUGGGUUAAAUAAGUGACAAGUUUUGCAGACCAGCAGAAGGGACUAGAAGAUCCAGUCCCUUCUCUAGUUGUUGCAUCAUUUGGUUUCGUAAAUAGAUGAGGUGGAGAAAGACCUUAAGUCCAAUAUUUGUCUAUCCCCCCAGGAUGCUGUGUCCUGUGCAUCCCCAGAGCAUGCACUGAAUAAAUCUUGUUCUGAAAGUCUGCACUGUCUUUCUGGGGUAUCCAAGACCAGUUUAUAUCUGUAAAACAAUCUUGCUUGUGUGUUUAAGUAGAAUUGCUAAAAGACAGUGUAGCUCCUGUGGAGUGCUAAAUGUUUUCUUGACUUUCCUAAAGCAUCUGGGUGCUGGUUUCUGUAAAGUUGCAAUUUUAUGUUUUUAAGCUUUUGUAAAAGCAGCAGAAGGAGGAGAUGUAGCAUGACGUAGGAAAUAUUCCCCUAGCUCCCAGAUGCGUGCAGAGCAAAAAAAUUUGUCCCCAAAUUUUUGAGCAAGAGGAAGAGAGCUCAGAGAAAAACAAACAAACAAACAAAUACCAAAAGCCUAGGGCUAGAGUGCUUCUGGUUCUGCAUUUAGAGAGGCCCAACAGUCAGCUUCUUCCCACCCCCAAACACACACUGUUUCAUCUUUGCAGUAAAGAAAAAAGUUAAAUCCAAGUGUCCUCCCCUGCUUUUUCCCCAGACUCUGCAUUUCUGCAGUGUUUUCACUGCAGAACAUCACCCAGCCACAAAGAGCGUGCGAAGAAUGGAGUUCUUAUUGUGAGGAGUAAACCUGCUGCACAGGAGCAAUGGUGACACUGGACCUUUGCUUUUUGCUUUUCCCUAUUCUUGCACCCCUGCCUUGCCUGGCAAGGCUGCCCUGCGGUUCUGUGUUUCACCUCUUCCUGCAGUCCUGGUUCAGGAGCCCAGCAGCACCAGAUCCCUUACAGGAAACCAGCUGCCUGUGGGGUGUUUUUAGGUCAUGGUCACCAUUAGCCCUGCUGAACGGUGGCCAGCAGAUGGCAGUGGGACAGUCACCACGGAGAACUGAGCAGUUUCAACUUCACUGCACAGCCCUCUGGGGAGUCUAGUGCUCAAUUUAAUCACAAGCAUCAGAUGUAGUUAAGAAUCAGGUUAAAAAUAGCCUCCUGCUCAGGUGCCGUGGUUUUCACAUGGUCUUGUUGCAGGCUGAGCUUUUGCAGGCUGCUGCGGAGCUGCUUCUGGGAGAAAAAAAUCCAGCCUGGGUCUGGAUGGUCACUAGACCAAUGAUAGAAGUACAGCCAGAGCAGCUGCUGUUCACCUGUUGUAAGGGGCUGCAGCCUCAUGAAGGGUAAGGCAGAGACAGAGCAUUUCAGGCCUGUAACUGUUUUUCCAUUUGGGUAAAGGAGAGUGCAGCAUUAAUUCCCAACAAACAAUUAAAAGAGCAGAAAAGCAUUUCUCUUUCCAGCAAAAUCAAGAUAUUGGGUCAACACCUGUGUUUUUUCGCAAAGCUGGGUACUUCACCAUCCCCUGCCUUGGGAUCCAUUAUGGAACUGGACAUCAUAGUGCUGCUGGCAAUAGCACUGGCAUGAGCCUAUGAAAAUAAUCCUACAAUUUAAGUAUUUUAUCAUGGUUUUGAGGCUGCUGAUUUCUGUAAACUGUUGAGUUUUGUUUUUGUUAAGGUUUUGACUUCUGUAGUAAUGCAAUUGUGCAAAGACCUAUUUAUAGAGUUAUUUCUAACAGAAAAUUCAAAAAACAGAAGAAAAUUCCCGUUCUACUUCCCCAUGUUCCCUGACUGAGACCUGCCAGCAAGGGGAUUUGGAGUGGUUUGGUUUAAUCCCAAAUUAGGAGGAUUUAGGGAAGGAGAGAAGGUGACUGUAUGGUAAAGGUGGGCCAGGGUUAUGGUGGGGUAUGCCGGAAAGAUGCAAAACAUUCAAGGGAGACUUUUGCCACAUUUCCACCCCAUUUCUGGGGUUGAUAUGAAGGAUGCUCUGGCAUUGAGGUGAAUUGGUGGGAGAUUCCAGGGUAUGGGGGGAAGGAGCCAAGCACCUGUCAAAGAUACUGCUGGUGCUUGGCAGUCCCACAGUUGUGUGUGGCAGAAGUGGCAGGUUUGUAUAUGGCUAUCCUUUCAAUGGUGAAGAGGACCAUGCUAGAAAAGGACUGUGCUUCAUGUUCUUGCUGUCUGGCCUCCCCAUGUGACCAAAGUCCUUGGGGAAAAUGUAGGUAUUUUAGGGUAGCAGAUGGCAUUUGCCAUGACAACUGAAGGAAAACAGCAGCUACCAGGCCAUAGUGGAGCCUGCUGAGGGUGGCCAGGCCCUGCUUAUGGACAACUUGCCAUCAUCGCCUCACAACACCUCUGAAGGAUGCCCCAUGACACUGGGUUGAUGGUUUUGAUGUUUGUCUGACCAUGGGCUACAUGGCAGCAGGCUAUGAGGUGGCAGGAAACAAAUUCCUGAGCCAUGGGGGCCCAUCACCAUGGCAACACAGCACCACAAUUUUCCAUCCCACAGGCUCUGAGCUCACUGACAUAGUGUCUCAGCAUGCUUUAAGGCAUUUAACCAUCAGUUUUGGCCAGUUGGGUUGAAAUCAGGGGAUUUGUGGUGUUUACAAGAUCUGGCUGCUGCAUGAACCCCACCUGCACAUUUCCCUGAAGCCCCAGGACCUGUGUUCCAGUGGGGAGGUGGACGUGCUCACUGCAGGUUGGGGGAAAGAAGGUCAUCUGGAUUUAGCUCCUGAAGCUCCCCUGAAGAUGGUGAAUCGGAAGGGUGGGUGGCAGCAUAUGUGCUGUCCUCGGGAAUUUACAGUAUGGGCCAUGACACCAGCUAUGAAAUGGCCACUGCCCUGCUAGUGUGGUGGGGACCUCAGUUUAUGGAUAAUUGGUAUAUCUGGAAAUCUGUAUCGGAUUUACAAAUGUGCUUAUAACAAUGGCUGUCCAAAGCAGAGAGGAGCCGAGCUACAGCCCCAGAGCUUUGCAGUGGGAUUCAGCUAGAGAGCACUGACAGAAAGACCUACGGUCUCAGCUGCAUGGCCAAUCCCAUCUGCCCCACACCCUUAUAAUGUCCUGGCUGUGGUUUCCCCUUCCUGCUCAGGGGUUCGGUCACAUGGAGAAUUUGGUUGGGAACACACAGUCAGGAGCACUGGCCAGCCCUAGUCCCAGUUCAUCAGCUGUGCUCAUUUCAAGGCAGUAAAAAGACAGUAUUUUUUUUUUAAAGAAAAGUCAAAACAAAUUUAUUUUUACAAGAGAGUAUCUCUACUAAUAAUAUUUUAUUGUUGGCUUCCACCUUAAGAAGGUGGCUUCCACCUUGCUGCUUAAGAUUCUCCACAUUAACAUCAACGCAAUGGAUGGAGCUGAACUGAUUCAAUUUGGGACACAAAGGAUUAAUUCUUCUCUAGGGGAUACCUCUUAAAUAUUAAGUUGAUGUGCUGAUCUAUUCUUCUUUGGUACCUUCUGAGCAAUCUUGGGGGUAGAAAAGGCCUGCCCCUUAGCAAGCAGCUAGAGGAUAAUAAUGUGUAGAAGAGGAGCAAGCUGUAGUUUUGUGUGGCAGGUCCCCAGGACUGCUCAAAAGCCAGAUUUAUGGAGAGAGGGCUGCAUUCCUCUGAUGCUAGACACUGCAGCAUCCCCACCCACCAGCUGUUGCCCAGCCUGCAAAAAUCACAUCUCAGCCUUACUGCAGCUACACCCCAUCCCAAGAAGCAGAAGACCCUUAAGCAAACUGCUUCACUUCUGGGAGUCCCAUAGCCCAAGCAGCCAGGUCUCAUUCUCCCUGUCUCUCGCUUCCAGGCUGAAAUUUGAGGGCUCUAACAUCUUUUUGCAUCUCUCGUUCUCCCAGUUCAUCUGCAAAGGUGUCCUCAGUUUGCCCUUGCUCCCCAGUGUCUCAGAUCUCACAUUUCCCUGAUAGUGUGAUGCCAGUGAUAAUCUCCUGGGACAUCCCUCAGUCUUGAAGAACUGGUGUAGCCCUGAUCAUAUUACAGUCCCACUCAUGAUCUUGGUCCUAUUUACUUUGGAAUAUGGCAGAGGGAUAGUUCCAACUGCUUCUUGGAAAGGGAAAAACCUGUUCCCUGUCUGUUGUCAAGUGCUAGAGCUCUGUAGUGUGCUGUCUUCUCAUUUGUCUACUGUCAGAUGUCAGUGCUUCCUACCUGGGAGAACCCAGAAGUGUUAAGACUUGCUGCCUUCGCCUCACGUCUCUUCUUCACCUGUCUCCCAUCUAGGCCAGGGUGUUAGUAUAAAUUGCUGGCUUAUUCUAGGUAAAUACACGAGCCCUAAUCUCCUUGCUAGGGUUUGCAUAUCAGUGAGUUCGGCUGAUAUAGAUUAUCAAAUUAGAAAGAAAUACCCUCUAACUUUAUAACAGGGUAGAGCUGGGAACUUGUCCAAAACCUGAAUGCACUUACUGAGCAGACGCCAACCAGCCAAAAUCUAUCAGCUCGCGGGGCUUUGAGUCCACAGGCUAAACUUACUCUUGGAUCUAGUUCUUAAUCCAAACUUCAGAACUGAGUUCAACAAACUUAAAUCACAAGUACAGAUCUAUCCUCUUUGUACCAAAAAGUACAAAUACACUUCCCUCCACACUUGAGAAUAGACCAGAAAGAACAACAUGCUUAAACCCUUCACAACUUGAGCUCAUCUCCAGAAAAAUAAAAGGGGGUGGGGGUGGGGAGGGAUAGAACUGAACACCAGGAGCUGAGGCACCAGCUCAUUCCUUGUUUGUCUUGCACCCAUUAAACAGAGGGACACAUUUGUUUUUUUUUAAAUAUAUAGUGGCUCCCUGUUCAUAUGACUUAAGCAUGGAGCAGUCCCCGGAAUAAUGCAAUCCUGGAUGCUGUAAGA